Messenger RNA from Thamnophis sirtalis, 1731 nucleotides. It is a transcript of the gene KCNE4, whose product is annotated as potassium voltage-gated channel subfamily E regulatory subunit 4. Gene Ontology annotation, cellular component: voltage-gated potassium channel complex; membrane. The record is from RefSeq and is a predicted model, not a curated record. Lineage: Eukaryota; Metazoa; Chordata; Lepidosauria; Squamata; Natricidae. Gene Ontology annotation, biological process: negative regulation of delayed rectifier potassium channel activity; regulation of ventricular cardiac muscle cell membrane repolarization; potassium ion export across plasma membrane. Gene Ontology annotation, molecular function: potassium channel regulator activity; delayed rectifier potassium channel activity; transmembrane transporter binding.
CUCAUUUUUGAAACAUUUCAGGCAAGUCACGUGGCAUAACAUUUCAUCCAAGCAAGUCUAUUAAUUCUGGCAGCAGUCAGAGAAAGUUUCAGAGCUUCUGGAAUCCGGCAGAUGUACUGUUUCCUUAGGGCUUUGGGAAGCACGGCAUUAUUUGCAGGCUCACGAUCCAGUUUUCUUCCAAAAGCUUUGAUGUUUGCAAUGGAUCAUCCUAACACAACACAAUCCCUGCCGGCUGUGGAGAGCUCUGACUCUCUUGCUUCCCCGUCUAAGAAGAAUGGAGGUAGUGGCAAUGAAUACUUUUAUAUCCUGAUUGUCAUGACCUUCUAUGGAAUCUUUCUAAUGGGAAUCAUGCUAGGCUAUAUGAACUCCAAGAGGAAAGAAAAGAAAUCUAACUUGCUGCUGCUUUAUAAAGACGAGCAGAGGAAAUGGGGACAAGCUGUUAAGUCUUUGCCAACAGUCUCAGGACUGAGGUCUGUCCAGUUUCCAAUGAUCAGCAUGCUGCAAGACAGCAUGGUACCGGCUUUUUCCUGUACCUUGUGUUCCUUGGAGGGAAACAGUGAAUCUUCCUUGCCAGAUGUUCACCUCACUAUUGAAGAAGAAAUGGCUGCUGAUGAAACAGGAGAAUCGACUGAAGCAGCCCUUCUCAAGGACAGUAGCGAAGGCUCUUCAGAAAGCAUCCAUCAACAUUCCUAGCAUUUCCAGGCUCUGAAGACUCAACAUCUUUUGAAAAAUUAUAAUCAGUUUUGCUUCUGGCAUUGAUCUAUUCAUCAUCAGGAUCGGUCAUUAUUUUGUCGGAAGAUGGAAAGAAAAGUAAUAAGCCCAAAUAUAAUAUAUAACAGAACGGCUUGGUUACUAAAGACAGAGAAGGAUUUUUUUUUCUUUGAAGGAAAUAUUCUGGCUUUCCUUCAGCUUAUUUCUGAAUGUACAAAUGUGAAAGUAGUGGUGAUAUAUAUGUGACUGUUUUAUGAAUAACUAGUGAUUUGAUAACUAAUGCCACAAAUAUUUUACCCUAUUAAAUGUCUCAAUGAGACAUUCCUAGUCUCAAAAUGACUAAACAGCAAUAAUACAGAGCAAAAAUUAAUCUUUGCUCACUCAGUGACUAAGCGGCAGUCCACUUGAACGAUUUCCUAACUUUCAGAUAUGUAUAAUUGUGUAGAAUAAAUAAAUUUAUACAGAUAUCUGAGCAGCAACUGGGAAGGGGGCAUGACAAUGAAAUGGCUUGAAACAACAGCACUUGUAACUCUAAGUAUAUAACAACAAACAAUAACCGCUAUUUUUGUUGUUAUUGUUUAUCCCAAAUAGAACAGCUGUGGAAGUAAAUCCUACAUUAAUGUUAAUUUCUAGAUCAGUAAGCAUUGUAUAAAACUGAUGAUUUAGUUCUAUUAAUCAGCUCAACAUCCUGGUCAUUCUGAACGAGUCAUGAAUCACAAAAAGACCAGGGGCUAUAAUGCCCAAUUAAGAUAUAACUGCACCAAAAACAGGCCCGGUAUGGCGACUUGGAUGUUCUUGGUCUGUAGCUAUCAUUAUUGCAGCUCUUCAUUAAUUCAUAAUGAGUAUAAAACAUUGCUCUUAAACAUGGUGAGUUUCUGGUUCUGGAUUUCUGGUUUAAAUAAUAUAUUCAUUUUAGAAAGUAUUCAAACCAUAGCUCAGGAAUUUUUAAAUGAUAAUUGUUACAGUAUUUUACAAAAACAUUAGUUAAAACAUUACAUGGGUUUUAAAAAGUUAUACAUG